Messenger RNA from Papaver somniferum (opium poppy), 1254 nucleotides. Its product is annotated as ATP-dependent DNA helicase PIF1-like. The transcript is spliced from 2 exons. Gene Ontology annotation, molecular function: DNA helicase activity. The record is from RefSeq and is a predicted model, not a curated record. Lineage: Eukaryota; Viridiplantae; Streptophyta; Magnoliopsida; Ranunculales; Papaveraceae. The coding region runs from base 1 to 1254 and encodes 417 amino acids. Gene Ontology annotation, biological process: DNA repair; telomere maintenance.
AUGGGAGCAAUUGAGAGAAAGGAAAGUAAAGUCUUCUUCAUAGAUGGUCCGGGAGGUACUAGGAACACCUAUCUUUAUCGUUCUAUUCUGGCGACUGUCCGGGAAAAUGGUGGUAUUGCGUUAGCAACAACCACGUCUGGAAUAGCUGCUACCAUGAUACCUGGUGGGAGGACAUCACACUCGAGGUUUCAGCUUCCGAUGACACCGACAUCAACUUCAACGUGUCGUACGAAGAAGCAAACCGAGGAAGCUAAACUUUUGAGGCGUGCUACCGUCCUUAUGUGGGAUGAAGCUACGAUGGCGCAUCGCUACUCUUUGGAAGAAUUUGAUCGGACGAUGACAGAUAUCACAGGGAUUGCGGAACCAUUUGGUGGAAAGAUUCUAAUCAUGGGAGAUGAUUUCCGCCAGAAGAACAUGCGUGCAGUCGAGGAUGCAUCUUAUUCUGAGUUUUUGAUUCGUGUUGGUGACGGGGAUGAACCUUGCGUUUCUAAUGAGAUGAUAAAGGUUCCGGAAGAGAUGGUCAUACCAUGGGAUAGUGAUGCUUCUUUGUCUCAGCUUAUAGAUGUUCCAUUUCCAAACUCGGUGGAAAAUGCCAGAGACGUAGACUACAUGGUCAAUAGGGCAUUGAUCACACCAUUGAACGAGUACGUUGAGAAGCUUAAUGACCGAGUACUUAACAUCUUUCCUGGAAAAGAGGUUCUAUUCUACUCACUUGAUUCACUGGAUGACGAUACUCACUGCCUUUACCAACAAGAAUAUCUAAACAACAACGCUCCUGGAGGUUUGCCAUCACACAUUUUGAAAUUGAAGAUCGGUGCGCCCAUUAUGUUGUUGCGGAAUGUUGAUGCAAAAAAUGGUCUAUGUAAUGGUACCAGGUUAAUAAUCAAAGAGUUCUUCCCAAACUGUAUUGAUGUUGUUAUUAUUAGUGGUAAUUACAUUGGUACACGAGUCUUCAUUCACAAGAUGUCACUGGAGCCACCUGAGAAUCUGAAUAUCCCAUACAAGUUUAAGCGUAAACAGUUUGCGAUCUGUUUGUGUUUUUUCUUUACAGUCAACAAAGCGCAAGGGCAGACGAUCGAAAACACGGGCAUCUUUUUUCCUGAGCAUGUGUUCAGUCAUGGUCAACUGUACGUUGCUCUCUCGAGAGGAGUAUCAAGUAGCAACACGAAAGUAUUAGUCGCUAAAGGCACAAUUGCAAAGAAGAAGGGGACGUACAUGAAAAACGUUAUGUAUAAAGAAGUCUUUCUAUCUUAG